Ceratina calcarata is the source of this 5126-nucleotide messenger RNA. It is a transcript of the gene cactin, whose product is annotated as cactin, spliceosome C complex subunit. The record is from RefSeq and is a predicted model, not a curated record. NCBI's taxonomy places the organism in Eukaryota, Metazoa, Arthropoda, Insecta, Hymenoptera, Apidae. Gene Ontology annotation, biological process: mRNA cis splicing, via spliceosome. The transcript is spliced from 13 exons. Gene Ontology annotation, molecular function: protein binding. Gene Ontology annotation, cellular component: cytoplasm; spliceosomal complex.
CGGGGCGAAGUCCACCGUAGCAUAUACACAGUAUAGGCUUUACCAGGCAGUAUGAAGAUGGGAUAUAGGAUUAUAUAUAUAUGUCGAAGGGAAAUCGUUUGCUCGAGUGAUAGCCGCGAUCCGCGAUAACUUGGACUCCGUGCUUGAUCUGGACGGACAAGUUCGAUGAAAUAUAUGCUUCUCUCCCAAUUUGUGUGUCUUACAUUUAAAUUUGAUUACCAUUAUAUUACAUGUAAUUGUUUACAUUGAGUUUAUAAUAGGAAGUAGACUUUUUAUGUGAACAUCUUAUUACAGGCAGUAGAAGCCGAUUUACAAUCAAGCGAAGCCCAUACACAACAUUUGCACGAUUAUUUAUUAAUCUCAAACAUUAUUAAUGCACAUUGCAAUGAAUUUAUUUAAACCAUUUUGCCAUACUCAUUUGUUCCGAUAUUUGUACUACUCAUUAUGAAAAUGGUAUGUUAGAUAUUUAUACUGAUAGUCGCGCACAUAUUGAAACCCAAGGGGUUCUCGGACUCCUGGAAGUAAUAUUGGCGGGAAAAGACCGAGACGAAGACUGUUGCUGGUAAUAUUGACGGCAGAAGACCGACACGGAGACUGUUGUCGGUAAAAUUGAUAUUUAAUUUGUAAUCAUUUUCGCAAAAUUAUGCAGAGCGGUCGUGGCGCCCCAUUCUAUCGAAAAUUGUACGUUGCUGAUGCUGACAAAGCCGCGCAUGCGCGAGAAUCCUCGUAUCCUAGCGGACAACACUGCUGAACUGCUGAGCAAAUGGAGAAAUAUUCUCAUAGGAAAGACUAUCAGAGAUCAAAGAGAGAAAGCAGAGAUCGACAUAGAUAUAAAGAUAGGAAUUCGCGUAAGGAUAGUGAUAGUGAUAGUGACCAUGAUAAUCGUUCCAAAAGCUCGAAAUCCAGGCAUGGAGAGGCUGGAAGUUCUAGCCAGAAAUAUAAGAAAUCUGGACACAGAGAUUUUUCCGAAUCGCGUGAGUCUCGCAAAAAAGCUGCCAAGCAUAAAAAUAAAAAGAGGUCAUCUUCAUCUAAUUCAUCAAGUGCAAGUGAUUCUAGUAGUUCACCUUCAUCCAAUAGCUCCUCAGAUUCUACCAAACUUUUGGAGAAACUUCAAAAACAACGUCAGAAACAAAUGGAAGAUAGAAAACGUCAAAAGGAACUGAUGAAAGCGACAGAAACACCAGAGGAAAAGAGAUUGCGUCGUUUGAAGAAGAAGGAAGCUAAAGAACGCAAAAGAAAAGAAAGAAUGGGCUGGGAUAAUGAUUAUUUACAUUACACAAAUACAGAUAAUCCAUUUGGCGAUGGAAAUUUAUUAUCCACAUUUGUAUGGUCUAAGAAACUUGAGAAAGAAGGUUUGCUUGAUGUAAGUGGUGAGGAAUUAGAAAUUAGAAACAGGCACAAGCAAGAAGAAAACAAGAGGGAAUUAGAAAAAGUUAAGAAAAGGAGACAAGAGAGAGAGCUGGAAAGACAACAACGAGAAGAAGAAAUGACCUUGUUACAAAGGGGGAAAGAGGCAGCUCAGUUGGAACAAUGGGCACGGCAGGAGGAUCAAUUUCAUUUGGAACAAGCGAGAUUGAGAUCACGAAUUAGGAUACAAGAUGGCCGUGCGAAACCAAUUGAUCUCCUUGCCAAGUACAUUAGUGCUGAGGAAGAAGUUGAUGCUGUCGAAAUGCAUGAACCAUAUACUUAUUUGCGAGGAUUACACGUCAAGGAUUUAGAAGACCUCAUUGAAGAUAUCAAAGUAUACAAGGAAUUAGAACGUGGCAAAAAUUUAGAUUAUUGGAAUGAUAUUACAGUCAUUGUCGAAGACGAGCUUCACAAGUUGAGAAAAUUAGAGAGAUCAGAGUAUGAAGUCGCUGUUGGUAGAAGAGAGGGAAUACACGAAUCUGUUGCUAAGGACGUAACCGCUAUCUUCAAAGGAAAAACAGCUGCACAAUUAGAAGCAUUACAACUGCAAAUUGAAGCAAAAAUCACGGGAAAGCCUGAAGGUGUCGACAUAGGAUACUGGGAAAGUCUUUUAUCCCAACUGAAAGCGCAUAUGGCGAGGGCACGGCUAAGAGAUCGACAUCAAGAAAAUUUACGUAAAAAACUGGAAGUUUUAAUCGCGGAACAAGGAGUUGCUAGAACAGAAAAUGAAACUGAGAAUUCGCAAGCCACUGAACAGUCUGAUAAACAAGAAGAACCAGCUGUUAGCACGGCUGCAGAAAAAAGUGGAGAGAGUCAGUCAGAGUACGUAUCCGUUCGAUCGCAUAUGCACACGCGUUUAAAAUGUCUAAGUAUACAUGACGCUGUAUACAUUCACAGUGAUGACGAAGAUGCAGUCACUGCGGCUGAUGAUCUUUUGUCAGAAUCUUUUUGUGAAUAUGAAUCAGGUGGUUACUCUCCAAAAUAUAUACCUUAUUCUCAACUUGAGCCGGGAACAUUAGUAACUUUGGAAGAGGAUGAUAACCAACGAUUAGAAUACGCGCGAAAUCAAGUACUUAGCACGGGUCGUAAAAUUCAAAAUGUUAUGACCGCGGAGGAGCAAGCGAUGCACAGAGAAGCAUGUAAAAACAUGAGCUCGGACGAAGCACAGUUUAGUGUCGAGUCAUCGUUGGAAGCACAGAUUUAUUUAUGGUCUGACAAGUACAGGCCUAGAAAGCCGAGAUACUUCAAUCGAGUUCAUACCGGUUUUGAAUGGAAUAAAUACAAUCAGACCCAUUACGACAUGGAUAAUCCGCCUCCGAAAAUCGUUCAAGGCUACAAGUUCAAUAUAUUCUAUCCGGAUUUAAUAGACAAGAACACGACCCCGGAAUACUUCUUGAGACGGGAAUAGAAAAAGCCGGAAAGGCCGAAGACGGCGAACCUCGAGAAACCGACUGUAUUGGAUCCGGAUCUCGUCGACAAAUUGGACAUGUCUCUCCUAAGCAAAGAAUUGCUCGUCGACUCGAUAACGCGGUAUCGCCUCUCGAAAACAAUGAGUGGGGGUACGUCGUCGAUCCCUACGUCGUCAAGGUACCGCCCGAACGUCACGGAACAUCAACGACAACAGCAACAACAACGUAUCCCGUCAUCGAACGGCGAAGCUACAACGUGGAGCAGCGGUCCCUUCCCGAUAUCCCAUAAACGACGUAGCUUCGAACAAAUCCUCGACUCGAAGAUCCUCGACCCGCAGCUAGGUCACAUCGACGUAUCCAUUUUGUCACCGAGGAUGCAGAAACAUGCGCGCAUCGGUGGCCACGACGCAGCCACCGCGAGGAAGAGUUUGGACAACAGGAAACUCGACGACAAUAACAAUAGAAAUGGGUCGAGUAAGAUGCUCUCUCUGUCGACGCUGAAGAAGAAGAACUCGCGGCCCACUAUACAAAGCGAUUUAGAGGUGUUCACGUCGAUCUCGAGAAGUGCCCCGGAGCCCUGCAAAAGUUGCGGUAAACCAGACCAGCCGGAACGAUUGCAUAGUCACCCGAAGAGUAGCCAGCCUAGGGCGAAGGACAGCCCUACGAAGACGAAGAGCACGAUACCGAAGAUCGUUCAGAAGCCUGUCGCUCUGAACUAUCGUAGCGACAAGAACAAGAACAAAGUGGACGACGCGGAAUCUAAGUCGGACCUCAGUCCUCAAGAAAUGUCGAGUCCACCCGUCAGGCCUUCCUCGGCGCCUAUUAAGAAAGGACCGAGGACUAUCACGUGUUACAUAUGCGGCCGUGAAUUUGGUACCGCCAGCUUUCCCAUUCACGAGCCCCGAUGUAUGCAAAAGUGGGAACGGGAGAACAAUUCUUUGCCCGCGAACCAAAGACGUCCGACACCUCAAAGGCCUCCCGUCUCCAUCGAUCAUUCAGACUGGAAUACCGCAGCAUGGGAAGAAAGCCAGGCACAAUUGAUCCCUUGCUUGAAAUGCAGAAGAACGUUUCUGCCGGAACGAUUGCUGGUGCAUCAGAAAAAUUGCAAUGCUCCUAUCAAGAACGCGGAGCUGGAUAAGAUGGUAGAACGACCGGUUCCGGUAAAAUCUGCUAGCACGCCACGGGUAGGACCGCCAAUGAUCGUUUGCCAGAGCUGCGGCAAAAGCUUCGGCUCGAAGAGUAUAAAGAUACACGAGCCGCAGUGCAUCAAACGGAUGCAAGCAGAAGUGGCGAAACAAACAACGGUGCACCCGCGGAAAAAGGACACGCGCGUUCAUCAUCCGAAGCCGGAAGCUCAAACUACAAUCGUACAGGAAAACCUGAGCAGCCCAACAGGGGAGAGCGCGCAGAAGAAGACGAUCACAUGCCACACAUGUGGCAGAGAUUUCGGAUCGAACAGCAUUGCCAUUCACAGACCGCAAUGCUUGAAAAAAUUGCACGUGGAGAACGAGAAACUUCCGCCAAGUCAAAGAAAAAAAGACUCGCAGGAGCCGGAAAUUACGUUCACCCGUGACAAGGAAAGCGGGGAUAUGAUAAUGGAUAUUAAUGCGAUGGCCGAAGCCAGUUGGAAAUGGCAUUUGAAUCAAUUGGUACCGUGCAAACGCUGCGGGAGGACCUUUAAUCCUGACCGCGUAAGCGUUCAUGAACGGAGUUGCAAAGGGAGCCGUUGAAUUCAUGUAACAGAAAACAAUUAGAAGAUUUACAGUUAAGAUAACAUUGUGAUGAUGUUUGAUUUUUCACAAGAUAACAAUAACAAGUGUAUCCAUGUUCUAUUAAAGAACGAUUGGAAUAUUUUAUUAAUGAUAAUGUUGUUUUACAUAAGAAGUCUUCUAAUUGUUUUCAUCUGUAUAUACAAUGUUUCCUAUCGUUCGAAGAUAACAAUGAUCUAGCACAUCAUGAAGAAAGUAAUUAGAUUGAUAGGCUGUAUUAUGUAUGAAGCUUCUUUUGUGGUGUGCACAAAUUUUGUACUCAAUAAAAAUCACAUAAAAAUGAAGAGAAUUAAAAAUAAUACUUACAGUUCUCUUUACCGUUUAUAAAAGUGCGGAUAUAAAUAUAUAAUUUAUACCAAUGUGAGCGCUUCUAAGAGUAACUGUUUUGUAAGAAGAUGCACAUUCGUUUUACAUAUGUACACACGUAACUAUUUUCAUCCUUGUAAUAAUUACAAAUUAAGAUGCGACGGCGUAUUAUAAUUUAAUUAGUUGCCUUCAGUUCAAUUAUUUGUAAGGAAAUAAAUUUUUUGGAAAUUUCGAA